AUGGGACCGCGCCAUCCUCUCUGGGUUCUUGCGAGAAAGGCUGAAGAAGAGUCCGUCUGGCUCAUGCCUGACUUUGGCUUCUGGUCCUGGGGACAUCUUGAUAGCAAGAUCGGACCGUAUGACCAAGUGGUUGAGCAUGUCCGACAGCGGGAUGUACCCUGGGACCAGAAAAGGGAUAAGCUGGUAUGGCGUGGGAAGCUUAGCUUUGCACUGAAACUGCGGCGGACGCUGCUUGAGGUUGCGCGGGGCUAUCCAUGGGGUGAUGUGCGAGAGGUGGAGUGGAGUAACAAGGCCAACUUUCUCAGCAUGGAGGAGCAUUGUGAUUACAAGUUCAUCGCGCAUGUGGAAGGGCGUUCCUAUUCCGCGUCUCUUAAGUAUCACCAGGCAUGUCAGUCGGUUGUUGUUAUUCACAAACUGCAGUACAUCCAGCAUCACCACUAUCUCCUCGUCUCCUCCGGGUCACAGCAGAACUUUGUCCAGGUUGAAAGAGAUUUCUCGGAUUUGCCGCAGAAGAUGCAGGAGCUUCUGGAUAACCCUGCUAAAGCUCAACGGAUUGCAAGGAAUAGUGUGAAUGUGUUUCGGGAACGCUAUCUGACAGCAGCAGCUGAUGCAUGUUACUGGAGGGCCCUGCUGCUGGCGUGGGCUGUGGCCUCUCCUGCUCUCACUCUGAGUGCUCCUCAAAAUGGUCUCCGAUACAAGUCAUUCUUAUUGCUUGGAGAUAGCAAUAUGAUGCGUUUUGGGCGAUGA
Aspergillus fischeri NRRL 181 is the source of this 747-nucleotide messenger RNA. RefSeq names its product DUF821 domain protein. The coding region runs from base 1 to 747 and encodes 248 amino acids. The record is from RefSeq and is a predicted model, not a curated record. Lineage: Eukaryota; Fungi; Ascomycota; Eurotiomycetes; Eurotiales; Aspergillaceae. The transcript has a single exon.